CGCGCGGGGGGAGGGCGCUGGGCAGGAAGGGGAGGGGGAGCGAGCGCGAGAAAUGCAGAGGCUGCAGCGGCGGCGGCGGCGGCAGUAGCGGCAGCGGCGACGACGGCGGCGGCAGCGCUCCAACUGGCUCCUCGCUCCGGGCUCCGCCGUCGAGCCGGGAGAGAGCCUCCGCCAGAGGCCAGGCACCAGCCGGACGAGGCCAGCGACCCCGGCCCCUCGGCGGCACCGCGCUCACCCAGGGGCUGCACAGGCACCCAGAGCCGAACUCCAAGAUGGGCGGCAAGCUCAGCAAGAAGAAGAAGGGCUACAACGUGAACGACGAGAAGGCCAAGGACAAAGACAAGAAGGCCGAGGGCGCGGCGGCGGAGGAGGAGGGGACCCCGAAGGAGAGCGAGCCCCAGGCGGAGCCCGCCGAGGCCAAGGAGGCCAAGGAGAAGCCCGCCGCGGACGCCGAGGGCAAGGCGGAGGAGAAGGAGGGCGAGAAGGCGGCGGCCGCCAAGGAGGAGGCCCCGAAGGCGGAGCCGGAGGAGAAGGAGGGCGCGGCCGAGGCCAAGGCCGAGCCCCCGAAGGCGCCCGAGCAGGAGCAGGCGGCCCCCGGCCCCGCUGCGGGCGGCGAGGCCCCCAAAGCUGCCGAGGCCGAGAGCGCGGCCCCUGCCGCCGGGGAGGAGCCCGGCAAGGAGGAAGGGGAACCCAAAAAGACUGAGGCGCCCGCAGCUCCUGCCGCCCAGGAGACCAAAAGUGACGGGGCCCCAGCUUCAGACUCAAAACCCGGCAGCUCGGAGGCUGCCGCCUCUUCCAAGGAGACCCCCGCAGCCACGGAAGCGCCUAGUUCCACGCCCAAGGCCCCGGCGCCCGCAGCCCCCGCGGAGGAGCCCAAGCCCGCGGAGGCCCCGGCAGCUAAUUCCGAUCAAACCGUAGCGGUGAAAGAGUGACAAGGACAGCCUAUAGGAAAAAUACCACUUAAAACAAUCUACCCCCUCCCCCUCUCUCCCCCCCUUCUCUCCCCCUCCCUCCCCCUCC
Saimiri boliviensis boliviensis (Bolivian squirrel monkey) is the source of this 1020-nucleotide messenger RNA. RefSeq names its product brain abundant membrane attached signal protein 1 (gene BASP1). Gene Ontology annotation, biological process: negative regulation of DNA-templated transcription. Gene Ontology annotation, molecular function: transcription cis-regulatory region binding; transcription corepressor activity. Gene Ontology annotation, cellular component: nucleus; cytoplasm. The record is from RefSeq and is a predicted model, not a curated record. NCBI's taxonomy places the organism in Eukaryota, Metazoa, Chordata, Mammalia, Primates, Cebidae.